GUCAAUUCGUUUGUUAUUCUGUGGUCAUAACCGCUAAAGGAUCUACUCUUGGCGUGUUGUAGAGUCACACGAGUGGCAGAUGUCGCUGCUCCUAGGAAACCAGGGCCUGGGCCACGCCGGACGCCCGUCAACAUCGGCAAAUGUGAAGCUGCAGCCAAGGCUCCGUGCCAUCAGGGCGCGAGUCCAGCAAACCGGACGGCGCGUCGAGCAUCGGGUCGUCUUUGCACAGGCAGCGCACGACACGGCAGUCACGCAGCCGAGUACAUCGAGCGCAGCUAAAGGGCUGCCCAAAUCAUCGGUCUGGGAGAUCGACUUCUGUUCUCGCCCGCUGCUGGAUGAGCGCGGAAAGAAGGUUUGGGAGCUGCUGAUUUGCGACCCUGAGCGCAAUUUUGAGUACUCUGAGUACUUUCCGAACAGCAAGAUCAACAGCGCAGAGCUCAAGCGCACCAUCGAGCGGAUUCUUGCCCAGGCCGGUGCUGAGCGGCCAGAGAAGGCCCGGUUCUUCAGGAGUCAAAUGCAAACCAUCAUCACCAAGGCGCUGACGGACUGCCAAAUCAAGGCCGUCCCCAGCCGCCGCUGCUUCACUGUCAUGUCUUGGAUCAACGAGCGGCUAGAGUCGGUGUACAAGCAGGACCCGCGCUUUAGCGACAAGGCGCAGUCGCUGUUCCAGCUGGACCUGGGGCCACCGGAGGCUCUCCCCGACGCCCUCCGUGGCGAGCAGUGGGCAUUCGUGCAGCUGCCUCUGGGCACUCUCCUCCAGAUGCUCAAGCGCGUGGAUGACGCCGAGAUCUUCGGCAGCGGCUUCACUCUGGGCACGGUGGGGCUGGCGGACCUGCCCGCCGACAUCCUCAUUCCCGGCGUCGUGGUAUUCAGCCGCCGCGCGCUGCCGCUGGCUGCUUGGACCAACGGUCUGGAGAUCGCGGCGGUGAAGGCGGACGUGGCGCGCUCGUGCCUCAUCCUGGAGACGGGCGUUAACCAGCGGUGGAAGUACGGCAGCUGGCGGCCGAACGAGGACUCGAUCGGCGAGGCGGAGGGCUGGGAGAUCGCCAAGCAGGGCGUCAAGGGCGUCCACUUCCUGGCGGUGCAGCCGGACCCCGACUCGGAAGAGCUGAACGGGCUGUGGCUGCUGCAGGACUGCGAGCCCCCGACCAUCUAGACGCCCCCCCCCGUGAUGCAGUGUGCGGCAUGCGCUGUACUGGUGUGCCCGCGCAGCAUUGGGUGCCUGCCAGUGCUGUGGCGCGGGCCCGAGGCACGUCCCUUUCGGGGACGUGCCUCGAAAGGGACGGCGGGCGAGCGCAUCCAGAGCAGCGGCAGGGAGCGCGCAGGCGGCGGAAGUGAGAACCCUGGGGGAUUGCAGCGGGACGGGUCCAUGGCGCCCCGGCGCUUGUAGUACCCGGUAUUUUAGUGAACGCCGGAAACCAGCGCCUGUGGAGUCGGCUACUGCAGUUCCGGUUGCACCAGCCGUAGACCUGCCAGGAAGGCCGGGCGAUAUGGGUGUCCUUGGCCCCUGUCACGGCUGAAGUGUUCUACGCGAAGAGAGAAUGUAAGAGUGUGGCCUGGACGAGAGUCUUGAGUUUUGACUUUUGACCCGAGCGGUACGGUGUCUGCUGCAUAAUGUGUGCCUUCAUUGCAGAGAGCUGAGAUAGGUUGUGCUUGCAGCGGUACUAGAGGUCAAGUGCUUUGGUGAGCUCGACAUUGAACGUUUCAUACAGUGGCAGUUAGGGAUGACGCUUUUUGCUUGCCGUGCGCAAGUGACACGAGGGCGGGAGGGUGACGUAACAGGCGUGCUGAUCGGCCGCCCAUUGACUUGGAAGGUGUGUUAGCUUCAGACUCGUAUGAUUUGCACCGAGGCCGUUGUUGCGACAUCAGCUGCACCCAACACCGCCGGCACAUGUUUUAUGUUUCUGUGCUGUAGCGCCGUUUUGCGGUGUCUGGUUGUGGUGUUUACGAAGCUUCUCUGCAUGGGUGGAUUUCACAAGGGCUGUGUGUUCAGGGUUGGGUGCCACAGUACAACCCGAACAAGUGCGCCGCCGAGCUAUAGAGUGCUUUGAAGUAAGGAAGUAAGGCUGCCCGCAAAAGUUGAUAAGAUGGUGCCCGCAAGGUUUGGAAGACGGUGCCCGCAAGGUUCGGAAGACGGUGCCCGCAAGCUUCGGUGUGCGAGGCGAGGCAGCUAUGCGUGCGCCAUCCGGCCAGGCGCUCCGCAUGGCCUUGCACGCGGUACCCUUUCACAAGGCUGUAGGGGGGAUAGAGCACGACAGGUCGUGAUGUUGAAUUAAUGGAACGGGAGGACGAACGGCCUCCGUUUCCUGAACGAUGUGGCGGCACGCGACCGCAAGGAGGUGUAACCCGCUCAUCCU
This is a messenger RNA of Chlamydomonas reinhardtii, 2357 nucleotides long. RefSeq lists its product as uncharacterized. Gene Ontology annotation, molecular function: RNA binding. Bases 80 to 1156 code for a protein of 358 amino acids. NCBI's taxonomy places the organism in Eukaryota, Viridiplantae, Chlorophyta, Chlorophyceae, Chlamydomonadales, Chlamydomonadaceae. The record is from RefSeq and is a predicted model, not a curated record. The transcript has 6 exons.